ACCGCACACUGGUUGACAUCAGGAGAGGAGAGGAGAUAGCAAGAGGGUACCAUUCCUUGAAGAACCGAGAUAUCCCUGCUUGUUUUGUCAUAUGCAUCAUUUCAUAUCUGCAGGAAAUAGGGCGGACUCGAAGCUAAACACGGAUUUACCCUGAUUUCCCGCAUUUAGAACUUUACAUUUCCGUCUGUUUGAUGCUUUUGCACGGACGCUAGUGAUACAAAGCAGGUGAGACCGAGGGGGCCGCUCCUUGAGGAUUCGGGUGGAAAUGUCGAGCGAGAAGCCGGUUUCAGCACCGGGUUCCGGCUCGCUCUCGGAUCGAGAAGGUCCCCCUGGUCCUGGGCAGCAAGUCGUUACAGGUUCUGCUUCAGGGGAGAUGAUGGUGUCUGGAUCUGGCUCCAUGGUUCUCCCCGCCGGGGUGAUCAACCCCACGGUUCCGAUCCGGAAUAUCAAGAUGAAAUUCGCCGUCCUCAUUGGUCUUAUACAGGUCGGAGAGGUUAGCAACAGAGACAUCGUCGAAACAGUUCUGAAUCUGCUGGUGGGCGGUGAGUUUGACCUGGAGAUGAACUUCAUCAUCGCGGACGCGGAGAGCAUCGGCUGCAUGGUGGAGCUGCUGGAGCACUGCGACGUGACCUGCCAGGCUGAGAUCUGGAGCAUGUUCACCGCCAUCCUGCGCAAGAGCGUCCGCAACCUGCAGACCAGCACCGAGGUCGGCCUCAUACAGCAGGUGCUCAACAAGAUGAGCGCCGUGGACGACAUGAUCGCAGACUUAUUAGUGGAUAUGCUGGGAGUCUUGGCCAGCUACAGCAUCACAGUAAAGGAGCUGAAGUAUCUUUUCAGCAUGUUAAGAGGAGACAGCGGAAUUUGGCCGAGGCACGCCAUCAAGCUGCUGUCAGUGUUGAAUCAGAUGCCCCAGAGGCAUGGCCCAGAUACCUUCUUCAACUUCCCCGGACGCAGUGCAGCGGCCAUCGCUCUGCCGCCCAUCGCAAAGUGGCCUUACCAGAAUGGCUUCACCCUCAACACCUGGUUCCGUAUGGACCCGCUCAAUAAUAUUAAUGUGGACAAGGACAAGCCAUACCUCUACUGUUUUCGAACCAGCAAAGGGAUCGGCUACUCAGCACAUUUCGUGGGCAACUGCCUGAUCGUGACGUCACUGAAGUCGAAGGGCAAAGGCUUCCAGCACUGUGUCAAGUACGACUUCCAGCCCAGGAAGUGGUACAUGAUCAGCAUCGUCCACAUCUACAACCGCUGGAGGAACAGCGAGAUCCGUUGCUACGUCAACGGCCAGCUGGUCUCCUACGGCGACAUGGCCUGGCAUGUCAAUACCAACGAUAGUUAUGACAAAUGCUUCCUGGGUUCCUCGGAGACGGCGGACGCCAACCGGGUCUUCUGUGGCCAACUGGGGGCCGUCUACGUGUUCAGUGAGGCGCUCAACCCCGCACAGAUCUUCGCCAUCCACCAGCUGGGGCCUGGCUAUAAGGGCACGUUCAAGUUCAAGUCGGAGAGUGACAUCCACCUGGCGGAGCACCAUAAGCAGGUGCUGUACGAUGGGAAGCUGGCCAGCAGCAUCUCCUUCACCUACAACGCCAAGGCCACCGACGCCCAGCUGUGUCUGGAGUCCUCGCCCCGGGAGAACGCCUCCAUCUUCGUGCACUCGCCACACGCACUCAUGCUACAGGAUGUGAAAGCCAUCGUCACCCACUCCAUCCACAGUGCCAUCCACUCCAUUGGGGGAAUCCAGGUGCUCUUUCCCCUCUUCUCUCAGCUGGACUACAGGCAGCCCAACGACAACCCUGUAGAGACCACGGUUUGUGCCACUCUGCUGACCUUCCUGGUGGAGCUGCUGAAGAGCUCGGUGGCCAUGCAGGAGCAGAUGCUGGGGGGGAAGGGCUUCCUCGUCAUCGGAUACCUGCUGGAGAAGUCGUCGCGGGUGCACAUCACGCGUGCGGUGCUGGAGCAGUUCCUGUCGUUUGCCAAGUACCUAGACGGCCUGGCCCACGGGGCGCCUCUGCUCAAGCAGCUGUGUGACCACGUGCUCUUCAACGCCGCCAUCUGGAUACACACGCCCGCCAAGGUGCAGCUGUCUCUCUACACGUACCUGUCGGCGGAGUUCAUCGGCACGGCGACCAUCUACUCCACCAUCCGGCGAGUGGGCACAGUGCUGCAGCUGAUGCACACGCUCAAGUACUACUACUGGGCCUCCAACCCCCAGGAGAGCAGCGCCAUCAACCCCAAAGGCCUGGAUGGACCCCGCCCCACGCAGAAGGAGGUGAUCUCUUUGCGAGCCUUCAUGCUGCUUUUCCUCAAGCAGCUCAUCCUCAAGGAUCGAGGCGUGAAGGAGGAUGAACUACAGAGCAUUCUGAAUUACCUGUUGACAAUGCACGAGGAUGAGAACAUCCAUGACGUGCUGCAGCUCCUCGUGGCCCUGAUGUCGGAACAUCCCGCCUCCAUGAUCCCCGCCUUCGACCAGAGGAACGGGAUACGGGUUGUGUACAAACUCCUGGCGUCCAAGAGUGAGAGCAUCCGUGUGCAAGCACUCAAAGUCCUCGGCUACUUCCUGAAGCACCUCGGUCAUAAGAGGAAGGUGGAGAUCAUGCACACCCACAGCCUGUUCACGCUGCUGGGGGAGAGACUGAUGAUGCACACCAACACGGUCACCGUCACCACCUACAACACGCUAUAUGAGAUUCUCACGGAGCAGGUCUGCACACAAGUGGUACAUAAGCCUCAUCCAGAGCCGGACUCCAGUGUCAAGAUACAGAACCCCAUGAUCCUGAAGGUGGUGGCCACUCUGCUGAAGAACUCCUCCCCCAGUGCAGAGCUCAUGGAGGUCAGGAGGCUCUUCCUCUCCGACAUGAUCAAACUCUUCAGCAACAGCAGAGAGAACAGACGGUGUCUUCUGCAGUGCUCGGUGUGGCAGGACUGGAUGUUCUCACUGGGCUACAUCAACCCCAAGAACCCAGAGGAGCAGAAGAUCACAGAGAUGGUCUACAACAUCUUCCGCAUCCUGCUCUACCACGCCAUCAAGUACGAGUGGGGCGGCUGGCGCGUCUGGGUGGACACCCUGUCCAUCGCACACUCCAAGGUAACCUACGAGGCCCAUAAAGAGUACCUGGCCAAGAUGUACGAGGAGUACCAACGCCAGGAGGAGGAGAACAUCAAGAAAGGCAAGAAGGGCUCCGUGAGCACCAUCUCCGGCCUGUCCGCCGCUCCCGCCACCUCCGCUGGCGGCGUGCCUGGCGCCGUCACCGUCGUCAACGGCAGCAUCGAGAUCCGCGAGCUGGACGACACGUCGCAGACCCAGACGCCCGAGAGCGAGGCCGACUACGGCGAAGGCGCGGUGGUGGAGGGCCGCAACCUGCUGGCCGAGUGCCACAAGGGGCCUGAGGGCACAGCGGCCGUGCCAGUGCCAGGAGAGGCAGUGGUGUCCUCCGUUGCGGCCGUGGUAGCCGGGGCAGCCGCAGCAGCGGCGGCGGGCGCAGGUGGUGCCGGAGUUCCCGCCGGGGUACGGGUGGAGGUCCACGAUCUGCUGGUGGACAUCAAGGCCGAGAAGGUGGAGGCCACGGAGGUGAAGCUGGACGACCUGGAUCUCUCCCCGGAGGUGCUGGGCGUCGGAGGGGUCGGCAUCACGGGUGUAGGCAGCGGUGUGGGUGUGGGCGUGGGUGGUGGUGGUGGUGUGGAGAACGGGCCUUUGGUGGAAGUGGACUCCCUCCUGGACUCCAACUACUGUGCCAGCAUCCACAAGCUGAACGGCACGCUGGCGCCCAAGGAGCUGGCGGGCAUCAACAACGGCGGCACGGGCAUUGGCACCGGUGGCACCGGACACCUGGACGACGGCUCCAACCUGGGCCCGCUGAUCACGCUGGCCGACGAGAAGGACAUGCCGAGCGUGCCCAGCAACAACGGCUUCCUGUUCCCCAAGAGCGACGAGAAGCUGCUGCCCUCGCUGGCCUCGCCCAGCCCCGACCCCCUGGUCCUGGUGGGUGCCGAACAGCCCACCGGAGCACCGUCCUCCUCCUCCUCCGUCUCCUCCUCCGUACUGCAGACCACCACCAGCGCCAGCGAGGACCUGAGCCUGCUGGCGCAUAUGACCACCUGCGGGUCGGACUUGGCCCAGGCAGCAGCGACGGCGUCCGCAGCAGGAACAUCAGGAGCAGGGGCGACGGCGACGACCCCCGGGGCUGGUGCCGGUUCAGGGCUGCCGGAAGACGUGCCGUUCAAGAUGCAGAACGCGCUGGUGGACAUCAGCACCCUGGCGGAGGCGGAGGCCAACGCGGCGGCCCGCAGCCUGGAGUGCGGCGAGGGGGCCGAGGGCGGCACCUCGUCCUCCUCGGUGGCGGCGGGAGGGCUGGACGGUGGCGACGCGGCGGGGAAGACGGCAGCCGGGGACGCCGCCAGCACCACCUCGGACACGGAGAGGUCCGACGACGGCAAGGACAAGGAGAUGAAGAAGAUUCAGACCACCGCCACCACACAGGCCAUGCAUGGCCGCUCCGCCAGCCAGAUGGAGCGAGACCUGCGUGUGGACCUGGGCUUCAGGGGAAUGCCCAUGACGGAGGAGCAGCGCCGGCAGUUCAGCCCGGGGCCCCGCACCACCAUGUUCCGUAUCCCAGAGUUCAAGUGGUCGCCCAUGCACCAGCGCCUGCUCACAGACCUGCUCUUCGCCCUGGAGACGGACGUUCAUGCCUGGAGGAGUCAUUCCACCAAGUCUGUGAUGGACUUUGUGAACAGCAACGAGAACAUCAUCUUUGUGCACAACACCAUCCACCUGAUCUCUCAGAUGGUGGACAACAUCAUCAUUGCCUGUGGGGGCAUCCUGCCUCUGCUCUCUGCUGCCACCUCGCCCUCAACGGAGCUGGAGAACGUGGAGGCGACGCAGGGCAUGUCGUCGGAGACGGCCGUGACCUUCCUGACGCGCCUCAUGGCCAUGGUGGACGUGCUGGUGUUCGCCAGCUCCCUCAACUUCAGCGAGAUCGAAGCGGAGAAGAACAUGUCCUCUGGAGGACUCAUGCGGCAGUGCCUCAGGCUCGUGUGCUGUGUGGCUGUGCGGAACUGUCUGGACUGCAGGCAGCGGCAGCGUGAUCGUGGCAGUAAGACCUCCCUCCCCAUCAGCAAGACCCAGGACAACCUGCAGAGUGCAGCCUCCGCCAGCAAGGAUCCCGAUCGGCUGCUGCAGGAUGUGGACAUCAACCGACUGAGGGCCGUGGUCUUCAGAGACGUGGAUGACAGUAAGCAGGCGCAGUUCCUGGCCCUGGCCGUGGUGUACUUCAUCUCCGUGCUGAUGGUCUCCAAGUACCGGGACAUCCUGGAGCCCCAGCGGGAGAUUGGCAGGUCCAGCAGCCUAUCGGGGAGGAGCAUCCGCCAAGAGAUCAAUUCCCCCACCAGCACAGACGGUGGGCUGCGUGAGCGCCACACCCCCCUGGACGAGCUGCCCAUGGAGGCCUCCCUCCCCCACACCGACUCCGGCAUCGGGGACGACCACGUCUCGGGAGCCCUGAACGGCACCGACCUGGCCAGCGAGAUGGGCCACGGUGGCGGCAUGGGCAGCGGCGGCGGCAUCACUGGCGGCAUAGGCCCGGACGCCAUGAGCGAGCUCCUGGGCACCCUGUCCUCCGAGGUCCGCAAGUCCCGCGAGAGCCUGCUGGAGUCCCCUCCCUCGGUGGCCUCGUCGGCCAUGACGGGCGGGCUGGCCGGCGGCAGCGUGGAGGUCCUAAAGCCCGCCUCCUCCAUCUCCAGCAUCAGCCACCAGUCCAACAAGGGCAUCAACGUCAAGGAGAUCCUGAAGAGCCUGGUGGCCGCGCCCGUGGAGGGGGCAGAGGCACCCGAGCCCCAGGCCUACCACCCGGACCCGGCGCUCAAGCGGGAGGUGCCCAUGCUGCCUAUGCAGUUCCACUCCUUCGACAGGAGCGUGGUGGUGCCUGUGAAGAAGCCUCCUCCGGGCAGCCUGGCGGUGAACACGGUGGGCACGCCCACCACCAGCGGAGCCGCCACCCCCGGCAGCACCCCCAACAUCUUUGCCGCCGCCACGGCCACGCCUAAAAGCAUGAUCAACACCACCGGUGCCACAGACUCAGCCUCCUCGUCCUCCUCGUCCUCCUCCAGCUUUGUGAACGGGGCCACCAGUAAAAACCUGCCGGCCGUGCAGACUGUGGCCCCCAUGCCUGAGGACACCGUGGAGAGCAUGAGUGCCUUUUGCGAGGUGGAUCAGUGUCCACUGCGAACCGGGCUGACCCAACCAGAACUCAAAUCCCUUAGCUCCCUGGCAGGAUUCCAGGCAGCCCCCAGAGAUGCAGGACAGUUCCUUAGCAUCACCACUAAGCUGGAGCGUGCCCUGGAGAAGGUGGCUCCUCUGCUGCGCGAGAUCUUCGUGGACUUUGCUCCCUUCCUGUCGCGCACGCUUCUGGGCAGCCAUGGGCAGGAAUUGCUCAUAGAAGGUCUGGUGUGUAUGAAGUCCAGCACAUCAGUAGUGGAGCUGGUCAUGCUGCUCUGCUCACAGGAGUGGCAGAACUCAAUCCAGAAGAAUGCUGGACUGGCCUUCAUUGAGCUGAUCAACGAAGGAAGGCUGCUGUGUCAUGCCAUGAAGGACCACAUUGUGCGUGUGGCCAAUGAGGCGGAGUUCAUCCUGAACCGCCAGAGAGCUGAGGAUGUCCACAAGCAUGCAGAGUUCGAGUCCAACUGUGCCCAGUACGCGGCCGACCGGCGCGAGGAGGAGAAGAUGUGUGAUCACCUGAUCAGCGCGGCCAAGCACAGGGACCACGUCACAGCCAACCAGCUGAAGCAGAAGAUCCUCAACAUCCUCACCAACAAGCACGGAGCCUGGGGUACCAUGUCUCAGAGCCAACUGCAUGACUUCUGGCGUCUGGACUACUGGGAGGACGACCUGCGGAGGAGGCGGAGAUUUGUACGCAACGCCUUUGGCUCCACCCACCCCGACGUCCCCCUCAAGGCGCUGGCCGAAUACGGCACAGAUGAGGAGGAGGGCGUGAAGUCUAAGAAGGCGUUCCGCAGCCAGUCGGUGGUGGCCCAGAACCCUGAGACGGAGCUGAUGCUGGAGGGAGAUGACGACGCCGUCAGCCUGCUGCAGGAGAAGGAGAUCGACAACCUUGCAGGCCCAGUGGUGCUGAGCACUCCAGCCCAGUUGGUGGCACCAGUGGUGGUGGCCCGAGGCACACUCUCCAUCACCACCACCGAGAUCUACUUUGAGGUGGACGAAGACGACCCUACAUUUAAGAAGAUUGAUUCUAAGGUGCUGGCCUACUCUGAGGGCCUGCACGGCAAAUGGAUGUUCAGCGAGAUCAGAGCAGUCUUCUCCAGGCGCUACCUGCUCCAGAACACCGGCCUGGAAGUCUUCAUGGCCAACAGAACCUCCGUCAUGUUUAACUUCCCGGAUCAGGCCACUGUGAAGAAGGUGGUGUACAGCCUACCACGCGUGGGCGUCGGAACCAGCUACGGCUUACCUCAGGCCCGGCGGAUCUCCCUGGCCACCCCUCGGCAGCUCUUCAAGUCCUCCAACAUGACGCAGCGCUGGCAGAGGAGGGAGAUCUCCAACUUCGAGUACCUCAUGUUCCUCAACACCAUCGCAGGGAGGACGUACAAUGACUUGAACCAGUACCCCAUAUUCCCCUGGGUCCUCACCAACUACGACUCAGAGGAGCUGGAUCUGACCCUCCCAGGGAACUUCAGAGAUCUCUCAAAGCCAAUCGGGGCCCUGAACCCAAAGCGUGCGGCGUUCUACGUGGAACACUACGAGGGCUGGGAAGAGGACGGGACCCCCCCUCACCACUACAACAUGCUCUACUCCACCUCCGCUGCCACCCUCUCCUGGCUCGUCAGGAUAGAGCCCUUCACCACUUUCUUCCUCAGUGGCAACGAUAAGAAGUUUGACCAUCCCGACCGCACCUUCUCUGGCAUCGCACGCUCCUGGAGGAACUGCCAGAGGGACACCUCUGAUGUCAAGGAGCUGAUCCCAGAGUUCUACUACCUGCCGGAGAUGUUCAUGAACAGCAAUGGCUACACGCUGGGCGUGAGGGACGACCGUGCCAUGGUGUGUGACGUGGACCUGCCGGCCUGGGCCAAGAAACCAGAGGACUUCGUACGCAUCAACAGGAUGGCUCUGGAGAGUGAGUUUGUGUCGUGUCAGCUGCACCAGUGGAUCGACCUGAUCUUUGGCUACAAGCAGCGCGGGCCAGAGGCCGUACGGGCCCUCAACGUGUUCCACUACCUGUCCUACGAGGGCUCCAUCAACCCCGACACCGUCAUCGACCCCCAGCUCAGAGACACUAUGGAGGUUCAGAUCCAGGCAUUUGGUCAGGUCCCAUCACAAUUGCUCAUCGAGCCCCACCCGCCACGCAGCUCCGCCAUGCACCUGUGUUUCCUUCCCCAGAGUCCGCUGAUGUUUAAGGACCAGAUGCAGCAGGACGUGAUCAUGGUGCUCAAGUUCCCCUCCAACUCCCCCGUGACGCAUGUGGCGGCCAACACGCUGCCGCACCUCAGCGUCCCCGCAGCCGUCACCGUCACCUGCAGCCGCCUGUUCGCCGUCAACCGCUGGCACAACACCGUCGGACUAAGAGGAGCUCCUGGAUACUCUCUAGAGCAGGCCCACCAUCUGCCCAUCGAGAUGGACCCACUGAUUGCUAACAACUCUGGUAUCAACAAGAGGCAGAUUACGGACCUGGUGGACCAGAGUAUCCAGAUCAACACGCACUGCUUCGUGGUGACGGCGGAUAACCGCUACAUCCUGGUCUGCGGCUUCUGGGACAAGAGCUUCAGGGUCUACUCCACAGAGACGGGCAAGCUGACCCAGAUCGUGUUUGGCCACUGGGACGUGGUGACGUGCCUGGCCCGCUCCGAGUCCUACAUCGGGGGAGACUGCUACAUCGUCUCAGGCUCCCGGGACGCCACGUUGCUGCUCUGGUACUGGAGCGGACGCCACCACAUCAUCGGAGACAACCCCAACAACAGUGACUACCCAGCUCCCCGUGCUGUCCUGACAGGGCAUGACCAUGAGGUGGUGUGCGUGUCUGUCUGCGCAGAGCUGGGCCUCGUCAUCAGUGGAGCCAAAGAGGGCCCAUGCCUGGUGCACACCAUCACAGGGGACCUGCUGAGGGCCCUGGAGGGCCCCGAGAACUGCCUGCGGCCCCGGCUCAUCUCCGUGUCCAGCGAGGGCCACUGCAUCAUCUACUACGAACGCGGACAGUUCUGCAACUUCAGCAUCAACGGCAAGCUGCUGGCACAGAUGGACGUCAACGACUCCACACGGGCCAUCCUGUUGAGUAGUGAUGGGCAGAACUUGGUGACGGGCGGUGACAAUGGCGUGGUGGAGGUGUGGCAGGCCUGUGACUUCAAGCAGCUCUACAUCUACCCCGGCUGCGACGCCGGCAUCAGGGCUAUGGACCUGUCCCAUGACCAGAGGACUCUGAUCACUGGAAUGGCGUCGGGAAGCAUCGUAGCGUUCAACAUUGACUUCAACCGCUGGCAUUAUGAGCACCAGAACAGGUACUGACGUCAGAGUGAAAGAGGAGGAGGAGGAGGAGGAGGAGGAGGAGAAGAAGGAGUAGUGGGCAGGCGGAGCAAAGCCCAGGAGGAGCUCAGCCAAUGGCACACGCUGGGCCCCCAUCUCAGCAGCCCAGGAGCCAAUCAGCUCCGACGAGGAGGCACCAUGAGUGACACAUCUGUAAGCCCCACCCCCUCAUCACACCGUCCCACCCUCUCCACUUCACUCUCUCAAGUACUGAGCCGGCCGGGAGCGAUCAAGAAACCCUAACAAUUUUUUUGCUGUUUAUUUAAAAAAAAAAAAAAAGAAGUACAAGCGGCAAGACCUGAAGCUACCAGGUAUCAGAGGGGCCUCGUUCAUCGUUGGGGUCAAGCUCCUCAUGUGAGGUUCCACUGUCUAUUCAAACUGUGAAUACACGACCACAAGAAAGUUCACCAACUGGCUGAGAUAACUGCACACACAGCAGACUGAAGUCAUGGGCCACUCUUUCUCUCUCUCUCCCUCUCUCUCUCUGUCUCUCUGUCUCCCUGUCCGUCUCUCUCUCUCUCUCUCUCUCUCUCUCUCUCUCUCUCUCUCUCUCUCUCUCUCUCUCUCAUCAUCCUCAAAUUAUAAAGGAUGCUUUUAAAUCACAAGAAGGAAAAAAAUAAUGUAUGUCUCAGUUGCUGAGCUCCGCUGCAGUUGUUUUGUUGAGGCGAGUUGGAUUGUUGAAAGAAUGUGAAGCAAGUGCAGAUGAACAAACAAAAGAAGAAAAGUUAAAAAAAGAAACCUGACCCUCACCAUUUAUCUAAGUGCGGUCUGUGCUGUAGUUGAAUAUGACGGAGGCAGAUGGAAAACUACAGACGCGCAAUCAGCCCCCCACCCCACCCUCCACCCCCGAAUCCCACC
Messenger RNA from Engraulis encrasicolus (European anchovy), 10375 nucleotides. RefSeq names its product neurobeachin a (gene nbeaa). Lineage: Eukaryota; Metazoa; Chordata; Actinopteri; Clupeiformes; Engraulidae. The transcript is spliced from 58 exons. The coding region runs from base 266 to 9499 and encodes 3077 amino acids. Gene Ontology annotation, biological process: intracellular protein localization. Gene Ontology annotation, molecular function: protein kinase binding. The record is from RefSeq and is a predicted model, not a curated record. Gene Ontology annotation, cellular component: membrane; cytosol.